CUAGCAAGUUAAAACUAUGUCUAGUCAUUAUUAUUUUGGGUUACCAGUAGAAGAAAAGAACUGUUAUUUGACCAAACUUAAAUGCGACAAAGUUACACUACCAGACCCGUUCAACAAAAUGUUGAGGCAAGAAUGUUUUUCUACAGACCUGUCUGAUUUACCGGAGGUCAGUCAGGUACACAUCUUUGAAUACCUAGUCGAGAAGGAAUGUGUAUAUACAAGUGAGGCAUUCAAGGCAUAUCACAGCUUGGAUGCGUAUAACUAUUUUCAUUCCGGAAAAGUUAAACGCAUUCUAACCUACACGAAUGGAAAUACCUGUGUUGUUUACGGGGAAGUCGAGGCGGGUCAGACGCUUUCAAAGAACUACUCCGCCUGGAUCGUUGCGAGGAAGUUCGGCGAAGUCCAGAGUGGGCAUUGUACCUGCAUGGCAGGCAAUGGAGAGGUGUGUAGUCAUGUGGGUACGAUUUUGGUUACUGUGGAGCAGUGUGUCCAGGAUGGACUCCAGAGUGGCCCAUCUGUCACUUCAAAACCAAGUGUUUGGUCACGGGUGACUAAGAAGGGGAGCUUUUUUUUUGGAGAGCAGGAUGCUCAGGGAGAGGAAUUCAAUGUGUUCAGCAGCUUAGCUCAGCCCCACAGUGAACAUGGUAGUGCUCUGAGCUGUCCUAAGUGCACAACAUUUUAUGAUGCCUUCAUUAAACUGAACCCAGUUCAAGUGGUGGAACUAGAGAGAAACACAAGAAAACAGAGCAUAGAACUACUCUGGCAUGAUGCACGCAAGCUGCGCAUAACAGCAAGCACAGCCAGCAAGGUGCCUCAGCGUGAGACAACUGACCCCGUUAAGUUUUUCAAUGAACACCUCUACCCAAAGUUCCAGAUAAGUGUGGCCACAAGAUAUGGGAAAGAAAGCGAGGGACUUGCAAAGGAGCAGAUUAGGGAGAGGGGCUGCAUAGUGAUGGACAGAGGAUGCUGGUACAUGAAGAUGGACACAUUUGUUGGCAAAAUAUUCAGGAAAAAUGAAGCCUCUAUCAGCCAUUACAUGGUCUCCUUGUUCAAGAAGGUCAAUCAACCCAGAAUUUUUUGUUAUAACUUUGUCACUAGCACGACCACCCCAGACUUUUGA
Sinocyclocheilus grahami is the source of this 1120-nucleotide messenger RNA. RefSeq lists its product as uncharacterized. Bases 17 to 1120 code for a protein of 367 amino acids. Gene Ontology annotation, molecular function: zinc ion binding. The record is from RefSeq and is a predicted model, not a curated record. Lineage: Eukaryota; Metazoa; Chordata; Actinopteri; Cypriniformes; Cyprinidae. The transcript is spliced from 4 exons.